Molecule: messenger RNA, 1226 nt
Organism: Daktulosphaira vitifoliae (grape phylloxera)
Lineage: Eukaryota; Metazoa; Arthropoda; Insecta; Hemiptera; Phylloxeridae
Exons: 2
Coding region: 193-1191 (332 amino acids)
Source: RefSeq, a predicted model, not a curated record
CUCGAUCGGCCAUAAAAAGAAUAUUCUAGACCCACUACACACUAUAAAACGGCGCAACAUAAUUAUAACGAUAUAUAUUUUGUGUUUGUAAUAAUUUGUGAUCUCUGCUAAGACACGUUAAUUUUUUUGUAAAUUUUGCGUAUAUAUUACUGAAUAACAUCGCGCAAAUUGAUUUGGAUAUUGAUUAAUAAAAUGCCACCGAAAAAAUCGAACCUUUCCGCGAGUAGUAGAGAGGCACGGCGCAAACGUGCAAAAAGAAGUUUUCGGUCAGCACAGCAACAUGAAGAACAUGAAAGACAGCGAACCAGUCGCGAAUUACAACUUGGAUCAUUUGUUCGUCUUGCCUUUGAAUAUGCACCGGAUAUUAAUUACUCUGCGCAUUCUUUAAUUUCCAUCGGUGAAAUGAACAAAGUAUGCCAAUAUUGUCAGGCGUUGAAAUUCCCCAAUGAAACACCUGGACUGUGUUGCGCAUCAGGAAAAGUUGUACUGGAGCCGCUUCCAUCUCCGCUGGAACCUUUACAAUCACUUCUUGCUGGCCAAUCUGAUGAUUCAAAAUUAUUUUUGAGCAAGAUUCGUAAGUUUAAUUCUUGCUUCCAAAUGACGUCUUUUAGGGCAACAAAAAUUUGUGAUCUCACAUCCGAUGGUAAUUACUUCGAAUCUACAUUUAAGAUACAAGGUCAGGUUUAUCAUCAAAUUGGGUCAUUGAUGCCGAUGCCUGAUACUGAACCGAAGUUUCUGCAAAUCUAUUUUAUGGGAAAUUGUGAAGAACGCGUAUCAACCCGCUGUGUUCAUAAUUUUAUUGAACGAGCAGAUGAGAGAGCAAUUGUGGAAUCAUUGGAAAUUUUUUUAGAAAAUCGAAACCAACUUAUUCAGUUGUUCAAACGUGUAUCGCCACAAUUAUUAAACGACAACUAUCAAAUUGUUAUUAAGGCUGAUAGAGUACCAUCAGGAGAGCAUGCUGGAAGGUUCAACGCGCCCACCGUAGACGAAGUAGCAGUUAUUAUGGCCGGUGAUCCAGCUGACAGCCGAGCCAUCAAAAUUACACGUCGAGACAACACCAUAAGCAUAAUUUCAGACACUCACCGUUCCUACGAUGCACUACAAUAUCCGCUGAUAUUUUGGGCAGGACAGGAUGAAUAUCACAUUAAUAUUAAACAGCGUAAUUCAACUACUGGUAAAAUAUCAAAUUAAAUAUUUUUUGCCUAUUUUUUAUUUUUAUUUUAUGG